Daphnia carinata is the source of this 1822-nucleotide messenger RNA. RefSeq names its product POU domain protein CF1A-like. Lineage: Eukaryota; Metazoa; Arthropoda; Branchiopoda; Diplostraca; Daphniidae. The record is from RefSeq and is a predicted model, not a curated record. Gene Ontology annotation, molecular function: RNA polymerase II cis-regulatory region sequence-specific DNA binding; DNA-binding transcription factor activity, RNA polymerase II-specific. The transcript has a single exon. The coding region runs from base 1 to 1800 and encodes 599 amino acids. Gene Ontology annotation, biological process: regulation of transcription by RNA polymerase II.
AUGGCUACGGCCACGUACCUCGGCGCCAGUACAGUUGUGUGCCACCAGCAGCAGCCGACGGAUCACCACCAUCACCAUCCGCACCACCAUCACCACCACCAUCAUUUGCAUCAUCACGCACUAGUGGCGGCGGCGGCUGCUGCGGCUCACCAAGAAUCGCAGCAGCACAUCGGCAACAGUUCGGCCAGCAGUGGCAACAACAGCGCCGCAGCGGCGGCCAGGAUGAACUUGGUCAACGCGUCGCAAAGCGCGGCGUCGGCGGCCGGCGGAUAUCAGAGCUCGGCCAACGGCUCCAGCUCGCCGCACCACCGAGAGCACGGCCACGAAAUGAAGUACAUGGUAGCGGCGGCUGCGGCCGCUGCCGCCGGACACCCGGCCGCCUUGAUGUCGCACAAUCCGUGGUCGGAUCCCGGAGCGGCUCAUCAUUGGGCCUCGAUGCAUUCGGUCCACGCUCACGCGACUCUUCAUCCGCACCAUCAGGAUAUCAAACCGCAAGCCGGUGAUUUAGUGGCCAUCCAACAUCAUCGAGGAGGAGGUGGUGGAGGUGGCGGAGGUGGUAAUAACCAACAAUCAUCAUCAGGACACUCGUCUAGUGGUGGUGGGGGUGGUGGUGGUGGUGGUGGUGGUGGUGGUGGUGGGGGCGGAUGGCAUUCGGCCGUCUCUGUCUCUUCGCCGUACAUGUCGUCCGGCGGAGGUUCGCCUAUUCAACACCCCAACUACCCGGGCGGCAUGAACGGCAUGGGCGUCGUGAGCAGUUCGCAAUUGCACGGGCACGGCCACCCGCACGGCAACUCGUCCAACCACCACGGCCAGCACGGGUCGAUGGUGGGCGGCCGAGGUCCGAGCGAGAGCUCGGGCGUCGGCAGCCCGUUGAGUCACGGCAAUCACGACCCGCACGACCUGCGCGAUCACGGCCACCUCGACUCGCACCACCUGGGCCACGGCGGUGGCCACGGCGGCGGCCACGGCGGCGGCCACAGUCACCUGCACGGCCACGGCCACGGCCACGGCCAGCACGGCGGCGGCGGCGGCGGCCAUUCGGGCGCUGGAAGCGACCUGGGCGGCGACCCGUCGGAAGAAGAGAACCCGACGUCCGACGACCUGGAGGCCUUUGCCAAACAGUUUAAACAGCGUCGGAUCAAGUUGGGUUUCACCCAGGCCGAUGUCGGACUGGCCCUGGGCACUUUGUACGGCAACGUCUUCUCGCAGACGACCAUCUGCCGGUUCGAGGCGUUGCAAUUGAGUUUCAAGAACAUGUGCAAGUUGAAGCCGCUGCUGCAAAAGUGGCUGGAAGAGGCCGACUCGACGACGGGCUCUCCGACGUCGAUCGACAAGAUCGCGGCCCAGGGACGGAAGCGGAAGAAGCGGACGUCGAUUGAGGUGAGCGUCAAGGGAGCGCUAGAGCAGCAUUUUCACAAGCAGCCCAAACCGUCGGCCCAGGAGAUCGCCUCCCUGGCCGAUUCGCUGCAACUGGAGAAGGAAGUCGUCCGCGUCUGGUUCUGCAACCGGCGGCAGAAGGAGAAGCGGAUGACCCCGCCAAUGCCCAACGGGCCCAACUCGUCGCCGCUCAGAGGAUCCAUGGCCGACUACGGCGGCCCGGCCGGCAUCGAUCAGCAACAACACCACCAGGGCUACCUGCCCGGCCAUCCGUUGCAUUCGGAUCAUCUGAUUGGAUUGCACGGCGGCCAUCCGUCGCCCGGCAUGAUGCAGCAACAGCAACAGCAGCACGGUCACAGUCCGCCUAUGCUCUCACCCCAAUCUCUGCCACCGUCUCAUUCACAAUCCUUAACGGCCCAUUAAGUUUCUUUCUUUUUUCUUUUUU